GUAGUCUCUUUCGCCCUGGCGCCGUUGCCGGGGUCAACGGUCGCGUCUGGCCCAAGAGUCCGGCCGAGAGCGAUGGCGGCCUCUGCGGAAGGACUUCGUGGGAGGAGGAUGGCUUCAAUAAGAAAAACCAGCCGUCCCGUGCGUGAUAUCUUUGGCGACUUCAGUGAUAUUUCCUUAGAAGAUUCAAAGAUGGAAGAAAUCCAGAACUUGGAAAUCAGUAGACGUCUUACCAAAAUAACACCCGGUCCAAGCAGAUUUCUAAAAAGAAACCAGACUAUGGAUGGAAAACACUUAUUCCCGAAAGAGAAUGCUUUCCUAGGGAGUGGGCCCUGGCUCUCUUCAGGUAGAGCUUCGACCACUGCCUCGAAGGUCAGGGCCAAUGCUGCGCUCACAAAGCUGGCCCAGAUAGAAACCAAGAUCAGGAACCGGCAGGUGCAGAUGGAUUUGUCUGACGUGGAAUCUGACCUGAAGACCUCUGAGGACUGGCUUUCUAGCAGAGCAGACAAAAAUCCCCCCAGAGGGAUGGUUGACCUUUCUUCACAGAACACAUAUAAAACCUCCCGGAAACAGGCCCUUGAAAUUCCUGUCCCUGAGAGUGACAUGCCGAGUGGGAAGGUCAGUAGGUUUCUAAAGAAGAGAGAAGCACCUGUGGAAAAGAUAUCCCCUGAAGCACAUGUUGGGAAAGAGAGGGAUUUUCAAACACCCAAAGAGAAAAAACCGCCUAGAAGACUGGAUUCUCCAGACAGUGAUGAAGAGGAAAUGAAAGAGUUGCUGGGAAGCUUGCUGGAAUCUUCUAGCAAAAAAGAAGCAUCCACAAAUCAGGGUUUCACCAGCACCAAAGUCAGUGAGAAAGAACAAACAAAACUAGUCUCGGAUCAGAUCCCAAAUCAACUGAGAGUCCUUUCGCUGCCCAGGAAGGAUCUUUCCAGCUCAAAGCCAUUUCCGACAUCACGUCUGCCAACCUCAUGGUCAGCAGAUGGGACCCUUCGCAGUGCUGGCUCGAGAACUUGCUCCCCACAGAUUCCCAUUUCAGAGGACACAGCCUCCCACACGGCGUCACUUUCCAUCCCCAGAGCCUUUCCGAAGUCCGUGCCCUCGACAAUGGGGGAUGGCAAGCUCUCAUCCUCCCCGAGAAGGAGUGGGGCUGGGCCUCAGGAUGAGUCUCCCUCAGAAGCCACCGAUGAAAGUCUAAACGAUUUGAGAAUAAACAUUUUAUCCCUUGAUGAUCUGGCUCCAGCUGUCAGUGAGAAAUCAGACUUGGAACAGAAAAAAGAAGGUCUGGGGGAAAAGGCAUCCAGCAAAAGCCCCUGGGCUGGGGCCGCCCUCUCUGGAAGCGAGAUUUCUGAGUGCCUGAGCCAGCGGUCCGUCUCGUGCCCUGGACCCAAGGGCACUUCUAGCCUGGGGUCAAAGUCUCAGGAACCUACAGCCAGCACAGUGAGCUUGGCUUAUUCGGAAGAUUUUGAAAAAUCCCCCAGUCCAACAGCAUCUGAGUCGAUGCCCCAUUCUGAGGAGUCUCCUGACAGGGCGCUGGCGACUCGGUCUGAAUUUUCUGCAAGCCUGAAGACAGACCUUCCUCCACCAACUCCCAAGUCUCGAAAAAAGUGGGCCAGGGGUGUUACAAGAGUCAUGGUGAAGGAGAUGGCUGUGCAGACCCUCGAUCCCGCCUUCACCUACCAGUGGGCUAAGGCGGCCGGUGUAGCGGCCAUCGGACCAGCCCUGGGAGGUGCCUACGUGGACCCCUCGCCCAUCGCCAGCCACGUCAUCAGUGCGGACGCCAUAGAAGCCCUGACAGCGUACAGCCCGGCCGUGUUCGCGCUCAACGAUGUGCUGAAGCAGCAGCUGAGCCUGACACAGCAGUUCAUCGAGGCCAGCCGGCACCUGCAUGCAUCCCUCCUGUGCUCCCUGGACCGGGACUCAUUCCAUUACCACACCCUGGAGGAAACCAAAGAGGUGACCAUGGCGCAGCUAACCCUUCCCGGGAAAGAGAGGGCAGGCGGCUUCCCACGCUCAGCCCGGGGUGGCGGGGACGCUGGGGGCCCAGCCACCUUCACCUUCAGUCCUCGUGGAAGGAGUCCUGUUCUCUCUUUGGCCAUGACCAGGGCUGGUGCGGGGCAGGGGCACUGA
Molecule: messenger RNA, 2124 nt
Organism: Physeter macrocephalus (sperm whale)
Lineage: Eukaryota; Metazoa; Chordata; Mammalia; Artiodactyla; Physeteridae
Gene: C2H19orf44
Product: chromosome 2 C19orf44 homolog
Exons: 7
Coding region: 73-2124 (683 amino acids)
Source: RefSeq, a predicted model, not a curated record